Molecule: messenger RNA, 7911 nt
Organism: Boleophthalmus pectinirostris (great blue-spotted mudskipper)
Lineage: Eukaryota; Metazoa; Chordata; Actinopteri; Gobiiformes; Gobiidae
Product: E3 ubiquitin/ISG15 ligase TRIM25-like
Exons: 5
Coding region: 575-2329 (584 amino acids)
Molecular function (GO): protein binding; zinc ion binding
Source: RefSeq, a predicted model, not a curated record
UAAAAAUAAAAUUAAUAAAAAAUAAAAUAAAUUAAUAAAAUAGAUAUAAACAAAUAAAUAAAUAGAUAACAAAUAAAACAAAUAAAUAAAUACAAUAAAAUAAUAAAAAUAAAUUAGUAAAAAUAAAAUAAAUAGAUAGAUAUAAACAAAUAAAUAAAGUUUGAUUAUUUUACCCUGAACCUUUUUCAUGUUUACUUCUUAAUUCUCUUUCCUCGCUUCCUUCUCCUCGAUUCCUCUCCUCGAUCCUGCGUCAAUCAAACGUGUCGUAUUAAGUGGUGUCCCCCCCCAAAAAAAAAACACGGAGUAAACCCAGAGGCAGACAUCAGAUAAAAUAUCCAAAAAAUUCAACUUUAAUCAUCUCCAACUCGCUGCGUCUCAUCUCUGUGGGCGGGACUUCCUCACCCACUUCCUGCAGACUCGAGGAGAAGGAAGCGAGGAGAAGGAAGCGAGAAGAGAGAAAUGAGACGCGGCCUGUCGAGAUGAGGAAGAAGGGCACGUCUCUGCAGAAACAAAACUUAAAAAAUUGACAGGGGGAGGACGCGUAACAGAGCAGAGCGCAGGUGCCGGCUUAAACAUGGCGUCCAGCAGCAGUUUGCCCUGUGAGGAUCAGCUCUCGUGCUCCAUCUGCCUGGAGGUGUUUAAAGAGCCCGUCACGACUCCCUGUGGACACAACUAUUGUAAGAGCUGCAUCACGGGCUACUGGGACAGCACCCAAGCGGCCCAGAAACGCUGUCCUCUGUGCAAGAAGAGGUUCAGACAGAGACCCGCCCUCAGAUGCAACACGAGCUUCAGAGACAUCCUGGAUCAGCUGCGGAGCAUGGCUCUGCUCAGCCCCACAGAGGAGCAGCUGCCUGGGCCUGGAGACGUGCCCUGUGACAUCUGCCUGGAGCCAAAACACAAAGCACUCAAGACCUGUGUGGUGUGUGCAGCCUCCUAUUGCCACCUGCACCUGGAGCCUCACCAGCGCGUGCCCAGUCUGAAGAAGCACCAGCUGACCGACCCUGUGCCCGAUCUGGACCACAGAGUCUGCAGGAAGCACGGCACGGUUCUCGAGCUCUUCUGUACCGUAGACCAAACCUGUGUGUGUGACAUGUGCCUGCAAGAAGACCACGCAUCCCAUCAGUGCAUCCCCCUGGAGCGAGCGCACGAAGAGGAAAGGGAGUCGGUCCGGUGUGAAAUAGCGAGAUUAACCACGAAAGAAACCGCCAGAACUAGAGACGUCAGUCAAAUCCAAUCGCACGUUGAACAGAGUAAGAAGAAGAAAGAGAUUGAGAUUGCAGAUGUAGAGAAAGCUUUUACCGCACUGGUGGAUUUGAUUAACAGAGACAAAGGGAGGUUAGUCCAGGUGAUCGAACAGAAAUAUAAAGACGUGUUGACGGAGCCUGAAGAGAGAAUUAGUCAGCUGGAGAAGGGGAUAGAGAAGAUCCAGCAGAGAAGAGCAGAGUUGGAGGAGGUGGUUGAAAUAGAGGACCAUCUUGAGUUUCUUCAGCGUAAACCAGAACUGGCAUCGACUCCAGACCAGGAAGAUCUACUUACACAGUACGAUCUCGACGAUGAGGAGACUUCCGGUGUCGUUGUGAAAUCUGCAGUGGAUCAAAUGAAACAUAUUCUGAGUAAGGAAAUGGAAAAACUUAUUCAAAAAGUCCAAUAUCCGUACAAUGAACCAAUCCCUGAGAACGCACUUCAAAUCUGGGCCCCACCAAAAGACCAGUUAAUGGCGAUACAGCAAAACCACGCUGUGAAUGUAACGCUAGACCCCGACUCAGCUGCUUCUUACCUGUCCAUUUAUAACAAAGGUAAAUCUCUUAUGCUCAAUCCAUUCUCGGAGAACAAGCCUCGAACCUGGUUUUACUCGAGAUGUUUCGAAAAUUACCCUUUUGUCGUCAGCACAGAGGGUUUUUCCUGCCGAUUUUAUUUUGAAGUGAAAGUGAGUGAUGCUGUAGAAUGGGCCGUUGGGGUGGUUCGAGAAGAUUUUAGUAGAUAUAAAACUUUUAACUGGUUGCCAGGUCCCAACGAGGGAGCUUGGAUUUUGUAUUCGCUUAACAAAGGUGGUGGACUCGAUUGUUUUGACUCUCACAACACCAACCCCAAAAAAAUCGGCGUUUUUGUUGAUUACGAGAAAGAAGAGGUUUCGUUUUAUGAUGUGGACAGAAGGGUUCUCCUGACGUCCAUCACUGAGUACCACUUGAACGAGCCUGUGUCAUUCCUAAAGUCUGCCGUCUAUGGUUUGGUGGGUGCAACUACAAGCAACAGAGCAAAAUUUUACCCCGUUAUUGGAGUUUAUAAAAUGUUUGAUAGUCUUGAAUUAACGCCAGUAAUCACCUACUGACUUUUUUUUUUUUUUAUGAAGUAAAUGUUCAAAAAUAAAUACAUGACUUUAAGACGCUGAAACAUUGACUGUACUGUAUUUUCCGGGCUAUUAGACGCACUCUUAAGCCUCCAACCCCAUCAAAAAAUGACCGCGUGCCCACAAUCCAGAGCGGCCCUGUACACGAAUCCACUCGGGUGUCCCAGCACGACUUCAGUAAACUACAAAUCUGCACCACCCGCAGAACACGCAAACACACACGGAGCAGACAGCGACCGCGCGGCGAAAAACACCCACAGACACACUCAUCACUCCACGCCGACGAGGAACGGAACGGAGGAACGAACCGAAAAAGCGAGCGCAAUGUGCCGCUUCUAGACACGACUGAACAACUGAGUCACUGCGAACACGCCGACAAUCCAGCGAUCCCAGACAGCACCUCCCUACACGCCACAAUACAAGCAUCAAGAAUCUCGGACUCCACAUACAAAAUGUUUUCUGCAAACUCGGGAUGAUUUAGGCCAGGGGUGUCAAACAUACGGCCCGGGGGCUGGAUUCGGCCCUCUAAGACCUUUAAUCUGGCCCUCGGCUGAUUUUCUACUAAAAUAUUUUAAGUAUAUUUUCUAUUAAAAUAUUAGUAAUUUUCUGUGGUGUUUAUCACAGCAGCGUCUCCAGCGUCUCUGUACGUGGCCCCUCCCACCAGAGCAGCACAAAUGAAGACUUGUCUCUUUCCAAACGCUCUUAAAGGACGAUCGUUUUGACUGUUGACCGUGACACCCUCAUCAGAAAAAUGUCAAAAAUGAGAAAAGUGGAGCCGAGUGCAGGAUUUUCCAAGAAAAAUUUACUUAUUCCUAUUUACAUACAAGUUAAUGUUAAAAUAUUGUGUUGAAAUUGCAUUUUUCUUAAAGUUUCAAGUUGUUCAUAAUAUUAUAAUAUUUUGUAAAAGAAAGAGUUCAUCAAUUUAAAAAAGAUUUCUGUAAUAGAUUUGCGUUUCUCUGCACAAAUAUUUGAACUUAUUGGUAUUUUGGGGUUUAUAUGUCAUGAGUUUUCUGAUCUGGCCCCUUGGGGAUCAAAGUCUGGAUACGGCCCCUGGACCAAAAUGAGUUUGACACCCCUGAUUUAGGCAGUCAAAGGUUUACUUUUUCGUCCUUCCCGUGGAUCAAUCCUGCCCAUCGCCUUCGCCUUUCACUAUUUCUGUUGGGAAGGGAAACAGUUUGAACGGGAGGUUUGCAGUCACACACAUCUGAUUCCCUUUUGUACUUAUGGAGUUCGCAAACAAAUUUCUUGAGCCAUUUUCCGCUGUUAGGAUCCAACAACCACACAAUUAACGAUGUCCGAAUCCCAAAACUAAAAUCUAAAAUAUGACAAUAUCAGAGCCAGAAACAAAAGCGAUGUGGUUCAAAAGACUUGAAAAGAUCGACUUUGUCAAUAGACACAUCCCACUGGGAAAACAAAUAUGGAGGUUUGAUGCUCACUUUUUCAGAAAAUCCUUCCCAGUAUGUAUGACCGGAAGUCAGAGAUUCUUGAUGCGUGUAUUGAACGAAGCCGAGAGUCACCAUGAAUGUGCCAAACAAAGUCCCACUGACCCACUGAACUGUUGUUUCGUUUAUUUGUGAAAAAAGUUUGAAAAUAGACCAUUUAAUGACAGUGUGUCUUAUAAUCCAGAGCGACUAAUAGCCCAGAAAAUACAGUAUAGAAAUGAACAAGCCGCCGUGUUCCAAAUUAGCCAGGGGGGAAUUCAUGAAAAAGUUCUUCUGGAACUUCUGGAAAAGUUUUUGAUUUUUGGCAGGGCGUUAGGUUUGGGCCUAAGGUUUUUUAAAAAUCCAUGGAUACAAGUUGGGGCGCCCCCUAGUGGCCGGUGUACAUGAAAUCUGAAACAACCCCUGCCAAAACAAGAAAAGGUUAUAUCUCCGUUUCCUUUAGUCUUAAGUUGUUGUAUAAAGCAGUUUUUCUACUUUGUUUGAUACAAGGAAUUAAAUUCUGAUACAUUCUUCUUAUUUUUAGUCAAUUUUUAUGUUAAAUCUGUUAUCAUCAUCAUAUUUAACUAAAAUAAAGUUUUGACUACUUGGUCUUCAUCAGGGCGCCCUUUUAAUAAAUUCACCGCAAAUCAGAGUGCCUCUGCUAUCAUUUUUUAUUUUACAAGAUGGAUCUGCGGGCUCCGACCUCAACCUCAACCUCGGCUGCUGUGAGCUCCGAGCCUCGGCUCCGAGCUCCGGCCCCGAGGCGUCCAAAUAGAAGCGUCCAGUGUGGUUUUUGACGCUGUGAUUUUGCUCAUAUUUGCUAUCACAGGGUAUUCGCGAAGACCCGGAAGAUGUCGUGAUAUGAUCCCGCCCAUAACUAAUGAAAUAUGAUUGGCUCAGACAACUGUCAAUCUCAAACUCAUUCCCAUGUUGACUUGAAUCGCACAGGCCUUCGUUGCAGCCACAAAAGGCCGUGCAGGUGUUUCUUUAGUUCAAAUCCUACCGGGUAGAGUCACUGAUUUACCCAGAUACCACUGAAAGAAAAACUGUGAUUGGUCCAUUUCCAUUUCAUUAUAUUAACCCUUUGUUUCCCAAGAAAUUUCAAUCAGUUUAUAGAAAUUAUUACUAGUGUAGUGCUUAUUCCUCACAGAAUAAAACAUAGAAAAAAAUAUAUUAGUAGUACAAAAAUGCAUUCAAUAUUUUUUCUUGCCCCUCUCUUUGGAGCUGCUUCGGUCAGGCUCCUCAGUUUGGUCUUAAAAUGUUCGUAUUAACCCGCUCUUCAUGAUCCUGGUGUUUUUAUUUCACUAUUUUGCCCGAAAAUCAGUUCCUAUUCCUAAUAUGAAACCUGGCUCCAGAUUCGCUCCUAUAACUGCAAGUCCUCGGUGAGCUUCAUUUGACUGGACCUGAACGCUGUAGGCGACGUCACGCUCUUUUAAUCCACUUCUUUAUACCGUCUAUGCACUUACCUUAUGCAUUCUUAGUGUUAUAAUUCCUCAGCACUAUCUAUAAGUUUAUAAGUGUGUUUUCAUGACAGAGACCAGUGCAGGAGUUUUUCGAUUACAGGAAACGCAAAUUUCCUAAUAAAUGGACAUUAAAGUGCUUUAUACUAUGCAGACAGGACACAGCGUGCUCAUUUUGACCUCAAGUACUUUAGUAAAUCUGUACUGCACCAAGGUCAAUACACUUUGCACUAUGGGAGUUGGUUUUUUUGCACUGUUUGUAAAGGCUUCGUACGGGUGAGAUAUUUUGUGGUUUGUAAAAGUUCAAGUAUUUAUGAGGAACUUUUUUUCACUUUUAAAGGUACUCUGUGUAAGUGUUGACAUUGAUGACGUUGCUCUCUGCUUGAAAUGUUCCACAAUAUGGGUUUAAACUUGCAUUUAUUCAGUUAAACGUGUGUAUUUUUAGGCAAAGCAGUCUAUGAAAGCGUAAAGUAGGUGGACUGUUCUCCAGAAAUGUUUUAUUCUCUAAGUCAGACAUGUCAAACUCAGGCCCAGGGGUCAAAUGUGGCCUGUGAUAUAAUUAUAUUUGGCCCGCGAGAUCAUAUCAAAUUUAUAUUAGAGCUGACCCGCCGGCUACAGAUAGGCUAUAACAGGGAUCUUCAACCUUUUUCCUCAGGUGAGCGGUCGCAGGAAGUAAAGUGUAUGCAAGAUCCAUGGCAAGAUUUAGAUGGGGUACAGUUAAAUAAAACAUAAAACAUUAUUUAUUCACAGUGUCAGGAGUAAAGCCUUAUAAAAGUAAUUCAUUAUUGUAAUGUGUUGCUUUUAGCUGUAACGCAGUAAUGUGGCAUUACAGGGAAAAAAGUGGUAAUAUUUUACUCGGUACAAAUGUCAUUAACACGCGUCAAAAUGCUUUUUUAACCUGGAUUGAAGUGGUGGGUUUUUCGUUUUUCUUUGCUAAAAUCACCGCGUCAUCAGCAGCGGUGAAACGCCGGAGGUGCGCCCGCGUAGACCGAGAUCGUGAGCGAAAGAACCGAGGCAGAACUCUGUGCUCCACGGGGCGAAUCGCAGCUGACGCCCGAUCACGCUCGGGUUCUCUCAGGGGCGGUCCUAGAUUCCAAGAGUCCAAGAUUAGUCCUGGUUUGGUCCUGGUUUAGUUCUCUUUUAGACCUGGUUUAGUCCUGGUUCAGUUCUGGUUUAGUCCUGGAUUAGACCUGGUUUAGUCCUGGUUCAGUUCUGGUUUAGUCCUGGAUUAGACCUGGUUAGUCCUGGUUUAGUCCUGGUUCAGUCCUGGUUUAGACCUGGUUUAGUCCUGGUUUAGACCUGGUUUAGUCCAGGUUCAGUUCUGGUUUAGUCCUGGUUCAGUUCUGGUUUAGUCCUGGAUUAGACCUGGUUUAGUUCUGGUUUAGUUCUAGUUAAAUUCUGGUUUAGACCUGGUUUAGUCCUGGUUUAGUCCUGGUUCACUUCUGGUUUAGAUCUGGUUUAGAGGUUUAGAUCUGGUUUAGUCCUGGUUUAGUCCUGGUUCAGUCCUGAUUUAGUCCUGGUUCAGUCCUGGUUUAGACCUGGUUUAGUCCAGGUUUAGUCCAGGUUUAGUCCUGGUUUAGUCCUGGUUCAGUUCUGGUUUAGUCCUGGAUUAGACCUGGUUUAGUUCUGGUUUAGUUCUAGUUCAAUUCUGGAUUAGACCUGGUUUAGUCCUGGUUUAGUCCUGGUUCACUUCUGGUUUAGAUCUGGUUUAGUCCUGGUUUAGUCCUGGUUCAGUCCUGGUUUAGUCCUGGUUUAGAUCUGGUUCAGUCCUGGUUUAGUCCUGGUUCAGUCCAGUCCUGGUUUAGUCCUGGUUCAGUCCUGGUUUAGUCCUGGUUCAGUCCAUAUACGGCGCAAAAGUUCAGCAUCUUUACAGUUAUUUUGUUGAGAGUGUCUUAAAUGUGCUGCAAUAGUAAAGUAACGCCUUAUAUUUUAAACACAGUAAUAUUGUAAUAUAACAAAUGACUUUGAAAUGACAGUAACAAGUCAUAAAUAAAUAACACAUCACAGUUUUACAGUAACUUGCCCAACAGUGUUUAUUCACGACUGCACAAAGUCAGGCAUCAUUAUUCAGCACAUUCCCUUGGCGAGCGACAUGAAAGGUUGUGGAGAGACACUGGUCGCUCCUGAGCUACAGGUUGGAGACCCCUGGGCUAUAGAGACAUUAUUUAUUUAAAAUGUUGUUAUUAUUUUAUAUUCUGCUUGUUCUGGAUUCAAUGCUUAAGCAAAACUAUUAUUAAACUUAAAAUAUUUAACAUUACAUAUCUCGAAAGAAGAGAAAACGUGCAGAUGUUGUUGAAUUUUUUCAGUAAAUAUUUAGUUUGGCCCACGACUUCGUCCCAAUUUUUAAUUUUGGCCUCUGUGAAUUUGAGUUUGACACCCCUGCUCGAAAUACUCUUUUAAAACUUAGCUGAUGUUUUUGGAACAAUUUUAUAGUUCUGCCACAAGAUGGUGCUAUGCUACAAUAAAAACCAAUACGGACUAGAAGCGUUCAACAGAUUCAAUUUCAUACUGGGCCUCACAGCUGAAUCAUGUGUAAAUGCGUCUAAUUUCUGUCCAUUUUCAGUGAUUUGUGGCUUUAUCUAAUGUAAAUCUGUUAAAUCAGUAUUAUGACAAACCUUUCUUUUUGUAGACCAUCCUGUUGUCAUGUGUUUUUAAUCAAUAAAGUUUGGAGAAAUUAAAAGUA